Messenger RNA from Amoebophrya sp. A120, 2106 nucleotides. The record is from the annotation of a GenBank genome assembly. NCBI's taxonomy places the organism in Eukaryota, Dinophyceae, Syndiniales, Amoebophryaceae.
GUUCUACAGGCCUUGACAAUUUGCAAAUGAACAACUACGGACAGAAUCAGCCACAUACCACUUCCCAGAACGUCCUCGAGGAGCAAAAGGAUCCGGGGGUGGAGGAUCUACAGAGGGCGAUAAACAAGAAAAGGGAGCAGGUUCUUCAGAAGCGCGCGGAAAUCUCCCGUCUUGGCAACCUCGAGCCGGCAGAGACGAAGCUGCGCGCAGAAUGUGCAGCGAUGGGAAAUCGCUUGCGGGCGCAGCUGACGGAAGCGAAUCCCGGAAUGGGCAAUCAUGUAAUCGACGCAUCAUCAAACAGUACGAAUGUGGAUGAAAGGGGAAACCAGCAGAGCAGCUCCGCGUCACCUGCAGGAACGGCGACGGCGGCAGCCUCGCCGAAUGGCGCAAGUCGUUUCGCGAAACUCGAGCACCCGCAUUGGCGACGGUCGGUUUUGCAGGCGGUAAACGCCAUCGAGGCGAUUCCGGAGGAGAGAACUAAACCCACGCGUAAGACUUUGGAAAGGGACAAGCAGUUACUUGCGGGCGCAGCGCGCAAGUUAGACGAGCGGGAGUUUCAGAAUGAGUGCGGCUGCGUGGCCGGAGCGCGGCUGUUGAACAAACUGGUGGAAUUUGCGCUGGAGGCAACGAAAAUAUCAUACGAAUCCGUCACAGAGGAAGCCGAAGUCGACUUCUUGGAUUUGAAAGCGUCCGCCGUUCUCGUCGAGCACGUAGAAGAGGACAGUAUACUAUCAAAAUACAACGGGGCGAAAGACGACAACGUGAAUAAGAAUAGUUCCGGUGGUGGUGGCUACCACUCGCCACUGCAGGAUGAUGUGGAGUUCGAUCCACGCGCGAGUUCUCCCUUGCGGCGCAGCACCAUUCACGGGACAACUGUCAAUACAGCCGACAAGGCAGCAGAGCAGGGAGGAGCCUGUUCAUCUCGAGGUUCAACUUCUACGCAGCAGGGAGACCACAUCAAUUCCGAUGCCGCACACCAACCGUCUCGGCGCGGCACGAUUCACGCAGACUCACUGACCACCACAUCGCAGCACGAAGCGAAUUCCAAUGUGCAACUGUGGCGGUCAGCCCAGGAGGUCGGACUUUUGGGGAAGCACGCGGCGCAACUCGAACUGUUUUUUCGCCGAAAGCUUCUCGCUAGAAUGCGUAAAUGGUUGCGCGUGACGAGGAACGCGCACCGGAAUCUAGACAAAAAGGGGGACGAAGAGGAGCAGCGGCAGCUGAAGCACGAAGAGCACUUGGAGCAAAAACGGCGGGAGCUCGAGGCGCUUAUCAGCAGCAGGAAUGACCGCCUGGCUGCUCUUGCAGCCGAGGCUGCGAACACAAGCUGCGAGGAAACUGCAGCCAAUCCGCAAGAGCAAGAACCGACUGGUCGGGAAGCGGAGGAAGCAGAAGAUUCUGCAGAAGAACAAAAAGACUACUCAGAACUACCUCGAGAGCAGAGCAGCCCCAAUGCUUUAAGCGGAACAACAUUCUCACAACCUAAGAACCCACCGCAGCACCCUACUCCCGCCACUCUCCAGAUCGAAUCUACGGAGGUGGUAGCUAACUUCUUUCGGACCGAACGGCAGUACCUGGAGCGUGUGGUCCAACAAGACCGGCGGCACGAGCAGUUAUGGGAGUACCUGGUGGAGCAGCGCGCCCUGGAGCAGCAGAAAAACACAACGACGGCGAGUGGAAACAAAACUCGGCGGAACAGCUUGUUUUCCACUGCUGCGGCCGCCGCUGCGGCGGUGAAUCGCAGCAAGCGGAUGACAGUGGCACCCAAUAAAAUCGGCGGAAUGGGUACGAGUUCCGGGCCCCUUUCGGGAGAUCAGAAUCAUGCCUCGGAGAUGAAUACCGGUGCCUCUGCUCCAAAUUCGCCCGGAGCUGCCGGAGACCAGGAAAAAUCUUCAGAUAGCCCCUCGACCAUGAUGAGCAAGGACGCGGCUACCAGUCCAGUAGCAACAACGCCGAAGCGCCGACCGUCCAACAAGCGAACGGCGCAGCAGCAUUUAGAGCACGUUCACCUCGCUGCAACAUCUGGUGCCGGAACGUCAGCAGGGCUGAAUUUUGCAGCAGGUUCUAGUACGGCUUCUAAACCUGCUACCAUCGGGUUGCUCGUGG